Neoarius graeffei (lesser salmon catfish) is the source of this 2208-nucleotide messenger RNA. It is a transcript of the gene atic, whose product is annotated as 5-aminoimidazole-4-carboxamide ribonucleotide formyltransferase/IMP cyclohydrolase. The transcript is spliced from 15 exons. Gene Ontology annotation, molecular function: phosphoribosylaminoimidazolecarboxamide formyltransferase activity; IMP cyclohydrolase activity. The record is from RefSeq and is a predicted model, not a curated record. NCBI's taxonomy places the organism in Eukaryota, Metazoa, Chordata, Actinopteri, Siluriformes, Ariidae. Gene Ontology annotation, biological process: 'de novo' IMP biosynthetic process. Gene Ontology annotation, cellular component: cytosol. Bases 95 to 1867 code for a protein of 590 amino acids.
UUUUACAUCCACGUGUUUUUAGUUUGCGCGGUUUGUGCUAUCUAGCUCUGACCAAUUCACUUCAUUUCACCCUUUCAGCAGGUUUGACAGCACCAUGUCCACUGAACUGGCUCUCCUGAGUGUGUCCGAUAAGACAGCGCUGCUGGACUUUGCAAAGCGGCUCGUGUCGGUCGGGUUGUCGCUGGUGGCGUCGGGUGGCACGGCUAAAGCUCUGCGAGACGCAGGACUGUUGGUGAGAGAUGUGUCUGAGCUCACCGGUUUCCCCGAGAUGCUUGGUGGGCGGGUUAAAACGCUUCACCCCACUGUUCAUGGAGGAAUCCUGGCCAGAAACACUCCAUCUGACCAGGCUGACAUGGAAAAACUUGGCUUGAGUUUCGUGAGAGUGGUCGUGUGUAACCUUUAUCCUUUUGUGAAGACUGUCGCGUCCCCGAAUGUGACUGUGGCCGACGCAGUGGAGCAGAUUGACAUUGGUGGUGUUACUCUCCUCCGUGCUGCAGCUAAGAACCAUGCCCGAGUGACGGUAGUCUGCGAUCCAGCUGACUACGAGUUGGUGGCAAAGGAGAUGGAGGCUUCAAGCGAGCGUGACACAUCAAUUGAAACACGCAAGGCUCUCGCGCUUAAGGCGUUCACACACACUGCUCAGUACGAUGAUGCGAUUGCUGAUUAUUUCCGGCACGAGUUUAGCAGUGGAGUUUCGCAGCUGUCGCUGCGUUACGGCAUGAACCCACACCAGAGUCCUGCGCAGAUUUACACACUGGAGCCUGCGCUGCCGAUAAAGGUGCUGAAUGGAGCUCCAGGCUUCAUUAAUCUGUGCGAUGCUCUGAACGCAUGGCAGCUGGUUAAAGAGCUGAAGAGCGCGUUGCUAAUGCCUGCUGCUGCAUCGUUUAAACAUGUCAGUCCUGCUGGUGCGGCCGUCGGUGUGGCGCUUAGCGAGGAGGAGGCUAAAGUGUGUAUGGUGCACGACAUGCUGAAAGAUCUUACGCCACUCGCGACAGCCUAUGCUCGUGCCAGAGGAGCAGACAGGAUGUCCUCGUUCGGAGAUUUCGUCGCUCUUUCAGAUCCCUGUGAUGUUCCCACUGCUAAGAUCAUCUCCAGAGAGGUUUCAGAUGGGAUUAUUGCUCCAGGUUAUGACCCUGAGGCUCUUCGUAUCCUCAGCAAAAAGAAGAACAGAAAUUACUGCGUUCUGCAGAUGGAUCCCAGCUACGAGCCUGAUGAACAGGAGGUGAGAAUUCUGUUCGGGCUGCACAUGAAGCAGAAGAGGAACAACGGCAUCAUCGAUAAGCAGCUCUUCAGCAACGUCGUCUCCAACGGCACACUGUCUGAGACGGCCGUGCGUGACCUGAUCGUAGCCAGCGUCGCUGUGAAGUACACGCAGUCCAACUCUGUGUGUUACGCCAAGGACGGCCAGGUGAUUGGCAUCGGUGCAGGCCAGCAGUCUCGGAUCCACUGCACUCGUCUGGCAGGCGACAAGGCUGAUAACUGGUGGCUGCGUCGCCAUCCAAAGGUUUUGGGCAUGAAAUUCCGCACCAGUGUUAAACGUGCCGAGAUCGCUAAUGCUAUCGACCAAUACGUCAGCAACACCAUUGGAGAGGGUCCUGACCUGGCCGUGUGGAAGGCUCUGUUUGAGGAGGUUCCAGAGCCUCUGAGUGAGUCGGACCGGAAGCAAUGGCUUGGCACUCUGCAGGGUGUCGCUCUCAGCUCUGACGCAUUCUUCCCUUUCAGAGACAACAUCGACCGAGCAAAACGGAGUGGUGUUGAGUUCAUCGCUGCUCCAUCAGGCUCCACUGCCGACGAGGUGGUCAUCAACGCCUGCAACGAGCUGGUAAUCACUCUGGUGCACACCAACCUGCGCCUCUUCCACCACUGAACUCCUCACUACACUGCCAAUAUUCCAGUUCCUGACUUUGAGCCUCAGAUAAAAACUAAGACCUGUUAGCCACUCGACAUUAGCACCUUUCCUUUGAUAAGCUGAUUAGCAUCAUGUUACAUGUUUUUCCUACUUUUGUGCUCAAAAACAUUCCCUUUUUGUACUGUAACUAAUAACAGCUGUCCAGUUGUGUUAAUUCAUCUCGAGUAUUAAUGUUGUAGUUAACAUUCUAGUAAGCGAUACAGAACGUUCAACCCUACAACUCCUUCACAUUUCCAUUCUACUGCCUGUGGCUGCUGAUGUGCCUGAAAGAGAAGAGAUUAAAAUACUUUCUCAAAAGA